Messenger RNA from Aphanomyces invadans, 1628 nucleotides. RefSeq lists its product as hypothetical. Lineage: Eukaryota; Oomycota; Saprolegniomycetes; Saprolegniales; Verrucalvaceae. The coding region runs from base 38 to 1177 and encodes 379 amino acids. The transcript is spliced from 4 exons. The record is from RefSeq and is a predicted model, not a curated record.
GUAACCGACUCGCCCGACAGCCAGCGCCGACACCACGAUGGACAUUGUACAGCGGAUCGGCCAGUACUUUGCUCAACACGAGCAACAAAUGAACGAUGUCAUGAAACAAGCGCUCGAGCGCAGCCAGAGUUUGGUUCCAGCGGCGCCACCUGUCAAACCCCCGCGGGUGAUUCAAGGCGCCUUCUUUUCCUCAAGACAACCAUCAACAACGACGAAGCCAUCCUCUCCAUCAUCGUUGUACCAAUCUGAGGACGUGCCAGACCCCCCAUCUCCUGUCACAGCAGUACGAAAACCACCCCCGAGUCGACUCAAGCCAAAGCGAAAAAACUCGUCAAAGAAGAAACCAAUUCGACCAACGCCGACCACAACGCCCGAGAAAGAAGCAUCUACAAUCACCAAACUGACCACAGCGCAAAAACUACAAGAAGCGUGGCGACUGACGUGUGAACGGGCCAAGAAGAUUCAAACCGACCAAGAGGCAAAACUCAAGGAGACCCAAGAGCUCGAACGGCAUGAAAAGGCCCGGCGAGACAGUCAACUCCAGCAGAUUGAAAGCGCCAGGCGACAGGCGUUUGCAAAGCCUCGCCCACCAUCCCCCACAGUUCCUCCCAAACAGCUCAACGUUGCUGAAAUAUGGUGCGAACCCCGCCGUGCGGAGCGAAAGCCGCGACCGCAGCGACCAACUGUCGCGCUAAGGCCGGCAAAGCCAUCAAAGAUCCCAGACGAAAGCUGUCGCUUAGCACAACCACACUCUCAGUCCUCCGAUCCCAUCAGCAGCAACAAUGUCCCCGCAGGACCAUUGCUUCACGCACAUCUGAAUCCUGUCACGAAGUUUGGCCCGCCUCCGUCGUCAACACCAUACCUGGACGAGCUGGAGGCCCGUAAACGAGCCAUGUUGCUCGAGCAAGGCACAGCGGUUUCAAAAGUUCGCGAGCAACUGGAACAGCAACGUUUGGCGGCCAAACGUCAAGCAGAAAAAGACUCCAUGUGUCGUCGUCGCGAAGCGCACAACGCGGCGUUGGCAACCACAGUGGCGCAAUUGCAAGUGGAGAAGGAACACUUGGAACAAUCGUUGAGAUCGCUACAGGUGCGAGUCGCUCGGUUUGUCCAGCGCUAUAGCAGUGUGAUCACAAAUAAGACCUCACCUUACUGCUGCAGACCGAGGAAGCGGACCUGAGGCGUGAACGCCAUCGUUUGACGAUGGAGCGUCGUGCAGCACGUCGAACAGCUGCUGGAUCAAUCAAGCGACUGGAGACUCCAGAGGCAAUCCAAAGUUGGGUACAAGAGGAGCGCGUCCGUGCUGCCGAGGCAAAGCUCGCACGGGACAGAGCCAAGCUCCGCGUUCAACGGCACACAGCUCAUGCUGGAGGUCAUGGCGGCCCCGAAACGUCCGACGACGACGUGGAUGACUUGCAAGUGGAAACGACAGGAUGGCACUUGAGCCCUCUUAGCUCGCCAUGCUUCCAGAAGGCUCUCUUCACCUACAGCAGCAGCAGCAGCUCCGACGAUAACAAUUGAUGCCCAAGCUCACACAAACAAAAUGUCGGCAGGAUGGCAAUUCGUUCUCUGAAGUACGUUCUUGGAGAUGUCAGUAGAAAAACACACAAUUUACAGGCAAAUCAACAUUA